Cercocebus atys (sooty mangabey) is the source of this 942-nucleotide messenger RNA. It is a transcript of the gene PRAP1, whose product is annotated as proline-rich acidic protein 1. The record is from RefSeq and is a predicted model, not a curated record. The transcript is spliced from 5 exons. Bases 373 to 828 code for a protein of 151 amino acids. NCBI's taxonomy places the organism in Eukaryota, Metazoa, Chordata, Mammalia, Primates, Cercopithecidae.
GGUUCAAUCGAUUCUCCUGCCUCAGCCUCCCAAAGUGCUGGGAUUACAGGCCUGAGCCACCGCGCCCGGCCACCAAGCAGGUUUUUAAAGGCAAACUUCUUCCUCAGUCAGGUGUGGCAGGCCCUGAGGGGGAAGCUGGGUGUCCCCACUCAGAUCCAGGCCCGAGUGGGCUGGGCGGCUGCAGAGCCAGUCACUUGGGCUGCGCAGGAUGGGAUCCCUGACUCCGACCUCUGUCCUGACACGCCCCAAGCGGCAGCAAUAAAGCCCCAAGCAGCCUGGGCCUGGGCAGGAGGAGCUGGGCCGGGUGCCAGAUACUGGGAUCAGCCACUGCAGCUCCCUGAGCACUCUCUCCACAGAGACGGGGACCCAGACAUGAGGAGGGUCCUCAUGGUCACCAGCCUGGUGGCUGUGCUGCUGUGGGAGGCAGGUGCGGCCUCAGCACCCAAGGUCCACGUCAAACACCGGCCCUCAGAGCAGGAGGCAGAGAACAGGGCCUGGGGUGCCCGUGUGGUGGAGCCUCCAGAGAAGGACGACCAGCUGGUGGGGCUGCUCCCUGUCCCGAAGCCGAAGCUCUUGACCGCUGAGAAGUCACCAGGUCAGGGCAGGGGCCCCGUCCUUCCAGGCAUUAAGGCCUCGGUGGAGACCGAGGACAUCCUGGGCCAUGUCCUAAGCCCCCAGCAGGGUCCUGAGCCCGACCAUGACAGCCUGCACCACCCUCCGCCCGAGGAGGACCAGGGCGAGGAGGGGCCUCGGUUGUGGGUGAUGCCAAAUCGCCAGGUGCUCCGGGGACCGGAGGAAGACCAAGACCACAUCUACCACCCCCAGUAGGGCUCCAGGGGCCACCACUGCCCCUCCCUGUCCCACGGCCCAGGCUGUUGGGACUGGAACCCUUCCUACCCUCCCCCUGCCAGAGGUAGGCAAAUAAACCCCAGCAGGCCGGGC